UUAGUUCACGCUUUUGUUUUUAGUCGGCUGCAAUACUGUAGACACGCCACCUCUAUGAGAGUCACACUGGCACAAACCUGGCACACGUAUUGACGGAAGCAGUGGCAGAGUGAAGGAUAGAGAGACCCAAUACUAAUAUCCCAGUCACAACAGAUAAUGCCAAAAAACAAAUAAAUGCAGUGAAUGAAGCAGGACUUGGCCCACAGAUAGGGUGCUUUGCACAUGCAAUUAAUUUAGCAUCCCAAAAGGAAAUGAAAGUGUGUAAGAUGGACCGCCUCCUUGGGGGGCUCAGGAAGGUGGGUUCCUACUUCCACCGAAGCUCAACAGCUGCUCAUGUGCUUAAGACCAUGCAAGAAAUGCUACAGCUGCCUACUCAUAAGCUCAUACAUGAUGUCACAUCAAGGUGGAACUCCACUUAUGAUAUGUUGGAGCGUUAUCUUGAGCAGCAGGCAGCUAUAUACUCUGCACUAACAGACAAAAACCUGAAGAAAAAUGCCAGAGACAUCGCCACCUUGUCUGAUGAUGAUGUUAAAGUGGCAGAGGAGGUCCUCCAGCUGCUCAAACCACUCAAAAUGGUUACAACUCUGUUGAGCACUGAAACUGCACCAUCUGUGUCCAUGAUCCUGCCUCUGAAAACAAGGAUCCUACAAUCCAUGGCCCCAAGUGAGGAAGACAGCACCAUCACAGGAGAUGUCAAGACUGCCAUUAGAGAGGACUUGAAGCCCAGAUACACUUCACCACCAACCCUACAGGACUACCUUCACAGAUCUACUGCACUUGAUCCAAGGUUCAAGUCGCUGUCUCACCUAGACCUUGCCCUACGCCUGAGGACAUACAGUGAUCUCACUACUGAGAUUGUGAGCAGUCUUGGCACUGAAGACUGUGAAGAGCGUCAAUAUGCAGCACCAACAGGUACAGACACAUCCCCUCCUCAAAAGAAGUCGGCAAUGGCAGAGCUUUUUGGCGAGACCUUUGCACAGAAGGACAUGGUCAGCAAGGCUUUUGCUGACACCAUCAAAGAGGAGGUGGUAUCCUAUGAGGCAGCAAGUGGCAUUCCAGUCGAUGGUGAUCCACUGACUUGGUGGAAAAGCAACGAAUGUAAAUACCCUCACCUUGCCACAAUGGCAAGACACCAUCUUGCUGUGCCUGGCACUUCAGUGCCUAUGGAGAGGGUGUUCUCAACAGCAGGGGACACAGUUACAGCAAAGAGAUCUACACUUUACCCAGAAAAUGUAGACAUCCUCAUGUUUUUGAAAAAAAUGUGAAAUUAUAAGCUCAGGUCUGCUUUGCU
Messenger RNA from Polypterus senegalus (gray bichir), 1291 nucleotides. Its product is annotated as E3 SUMO-protein ligase ZBED1-like. The transcript has 2 exons. Gene Ontology annotation, molecular function: protein dimerization activity. The record is from RefSeq and is a predicted model, not a curated record. The coding region runs from base 252 to 1265 and encodes 337 amino acids. NCBI's taxonomy places the organism in Eukaryota, Metazoa, Chordata, Cladistia, Polypteriformes, Polypteridae.